GUGAGACCUCAAAAGGAGAGCUCCUUCUUAGGUCAGGAAUGUGGGAAAGCCUUUAGUCGCAGGUAUCAUCUUAGACAGCAUCAGAAAAUUCACACUGGCAAGAAGCCCUAUGAGUAUAAAGACUAUAAGAAAGCCUUCCACUGGUGGAAUCAGCUUACUCAACACCAGAAAAUUCACACUGGAGAGAAGCCUUAUGAAUGUAACAACUGUGGAAAAGCCUUUCACUGGAGUUCGAGCCUUGUUGUUCAUAGGAGAAUUCACACUGGUGAAAAACCAUACUUAUGUAAAAACUGUGGGGAAACCUUUAGAUAUGGCUACAAACUCACUCGGCAUCAAGGGCUUCAUACUGGGGAGAAAGACUGUGAGUGUAAAGAAUGUGGGAAGACUUUUAGUCAUCUCUAUAAAUGUAUGCAGCACAAGAGAAUUCACAGUGGUGAUAAGCCCUAUGAAUGUAAAGACUGUGAGAAGGUCUUUAUUUGUAGUUCCAGCCUCAUUCAGCAUAAGAGAAUCCACACAGGUGAGAAACCCUUUGAAUGCCAAGAGUGUGGGAAGUCCUUCACUAGAGCCAAUUACCUCACUCAGCACCAGAAGAUUCACACUGGGGAGAAACUGCAUGAGUGUAAGGAAUGUAGGAGGGCCUUUCGCUGGGUUUCAAGCCUUAUUAAACAUGAAAGAAUUCAUUCAGGUGAGAAGCCCUAUAAAUGUACAGAAUGUGGUAAGGGCUUUAAUUAUGGCUAUCACCUCACCCAACAUGAGAGAAUUCACACUGGUGAAACACCUUAUAAAUAUAAGGAGUGUGGGAAGACCUUUAUACAUGGAUCAAACCUUCUUAAACAUGAGAGAAUUCACACAGGAGAGAAACCCCACAAAUGUAAGGGAUGUGGGAAGGCCUUUAGUUACGGCUACCAGCUUAAACAGUAUGAGAAAACUCACAUGGAAAAACUGUGUAAAGAGUGUGGAAAGAUUUACAAUAAUAUAAACCAUGUCAAAGAACAUCAGAAGACUCACACACAUUGGAAACAUUGACUAUAAAGAGCAAACCAAGGCCUCUCGCCUUCAUUCAUUCUUUCCUUGGUGAUUAAUUUAUCUUAAGAAAGUCUUCGUGGUCACUUGCCUAUUUGUAGAAUAUCAGAAGGCAUACUAGAGGUGAAUUUGAGAGAGUGUAAAAGUCACUUUUCUUAAUGAUCAUAUUCUUUCCAUAUUGGUGUUUUUACUGAAUAAAUUGGUUGAGUAAACCCACAAAAGCCAACCAAUACCAUUCUACCUUUUAUUACAUUUCAGGUUCAUUCUAGGGGGCAACCCUGCUCAUGUGACAUUUGUGGCAAAGCCUUUAGUCUUGGCAUAUACUGUACCAGCUAGCAUCACCAUUCCACCUCUUUGCUCUCUGUGAGACACUCAUAAGCUGCUCCUUACCCCUGAUAAAUCCAUCAUACACUGAAGGAGAUCAAUUGAAAAUGCACUUAAGACACUUUACCAGCCAAACACCACAGCUUAACCCAGCCUGUCUCAAAUGUGCUCAGAUCAUGUCCUUUAUCUUACACUGGGCAAAAGCGUCUAACACAAAGUCUAUUCAGUAAUAAAAUACUGAGUAUCUCCCAUAAUUUCUUGACUAGUAGCCAGGUAUGGUAGCACAUGCCUGUAAUCUCAAGAGGCUGAGAUGGGAAGAUUGAAAGUUCAAGGCUAGCCUGAGCAACAUACCAGAUUCCAGACUAGCCUACAUAGCAUGACCCUGUCUCAAAAAAAAAAUUUUGGAAUAUUUGUUAAAAGUGAAACUCAGUGGUGUAUUGGGUAUGUUUUCACAUCAUUGUGAUGUUGAAGAAUCUAUGGUUAUAUAGGUAUAUCUUCACAACAUCUUGAAAUUCAAAAAUGAGUGGUUGUGUUGAGUACACUUUUACAAAGUUGAAAAAUGAGUAGUUAUAUUGAAUACAUUUUCAUGCCAUUGUAGAGUUGAAAAAUCAAGUGGUCCUAUGGCUUCAUUUUUGCACUGUCAUAAAGUGGAAAAAGCAGUUAUAUUUAGCAUACUAUCAUGCCAUUGUAAAGCUGAAAAAAACAGUUGCUUAUUGGUUGUGCUUUCAUAGAAUUGACAACAUCAGUGAUUGUACCAGGCAUGCUUUUGCAAAACUGAAAAAAAUCAGUAUUUGCAUUGAAUAUGCUUUCACACCAUCGCAAAGUUGAAAAAUCAGUAGUUGUGUGGACACACUUUCCCACUAUUAUGAUUUGAAAAGACUAAGGUCUGGAUAGCUUUUGUGCCAUCAUAAAGUUGAAAACUAAAGCUAAAACUCCCAUAAAUCAAGACUGUGUUUGUAAAAUGUCUGUUCUGUACAUUCCCUGUACAUAAGGAUAAUCACUGUGGAAAUUAAAUGGUCCAUGUAAACUCCUUGGGACUGUCUCGGGAGACUGUCAACUCCCUAAAUAUUGCCUCUUACUGUUCUUGUGGUCACCCAUUAGUGUUGCUGUCAUGAGCCAUUCCAGGAAAACCUCCUGUGGGUUCCAUGAGAACUUUACAGAGAUGGCAUAAGGAAUGACUCUUGCCAUCUUGGAUUAAGCAGUGAUUUCUUAGUGCACAGGCCACACUGAAUGAGAAAAGUCAUUUGCCUUCAUCAGAAUACAGUCUGUUGAUGAAGAAAAAGAGCAAAGGUGAAGAGCAGGAUGGGGCAGUACUUCAUUUACACCGAUUGGCAGACUCACAGAGGCAUCAGAAAUCCCCAAAGUCAACAGAGACUCAGAGGUGAUGCAAGUCAGAGAUCAUCAGGUGACCAAUAAGUAAAUGGAAAUGUAUCCUACCUCAUUCCUCAGCAAGGAAACGCAAAGGAAAACCACUAUGGGGUGUCAGGAGUCAUCAGAAUUCCUAACAUUAAAAUGAGAAAAUCUGUCAGCUAUCUUUCCAUAUAAGUAAGUGAGGUAUGAUGGAUGUUACUCUGGUUCAAUCAUUCUCUACUGUGUGCAUAUAAAACAUCACAGUGUCCUCUACAAAUGUAAUAUACAAAGUAAAAACUGCUGGGCAGUGGUGGUACACACCUUUAAUUCCAGCACUUGGGAGCAGAGGCAGGCAGAUCUCUGUGAGUUCAAGGCCCACCUGGGCUACAGAGUGAGUUCCUGGAAAGGCACAAAGCUAUACAGAGAAA
Molecule: messenger RNA, 3125 nt
Organism: Peromyscus maniculatus bairdii (prairie deer mouse)
Lineage: Eukaryota; Metazoa; Chordata; Mammalia; Rodentia; Cricetidae
Gene: Znf331
Product: zinc finger protein 331
Biological process (GO): regulation of DNA-templated transcription
Molecular function (GO): RNA polymerase II cis-regulatory region sequence-specific DNA binding; DNA-binding transcription factor activity, RNA polymerase II-specific
Source: RefSeq, a predicted model, not a curated record